AUGGCGCAGGUACCGGGGGAAGUAGACAACAUGGAGGGCCUACCGGCCCCCAACAACAACAAUCUCGCAACCCGCUGGGAGAGUCCUGAUCGGGCCUGGGAACGUGAGCAGCCAGCAGCCUCCACUGCAGCUGCCUCCCUCUUUGAGUGCUCCCGGAUCAAGGCUUUGGCAGAUGAGCGCGAGGCCGUGCAGAAGAAGACCUUCACCAAGUGGGUGAACUCGCAUCUCGCCCGCGUCGGCUGUCACAUCGUGGACCUCUACGCCGACCUCCGCGACGGCUUUGUGCUCACACGGCUCCUGGAAGUGCUGUCUGGGGAGCAGCUGCCAAGGCCCACGCGCGGUCGCAUGAGGAUCCACUCGCUGGAAAACGUGGACAAGGCGCUGCAGUUCCUGAAGGAGCAGCGCGUGCACCUGGAAAACGUGGGCUCGCAUGACAUUGUGGACGGGAACCACCGGCUGACUUUGGGGCUAGUGUGGACCAUCAUCCUGCGCUUCCAGAUUCAAGUGAUCAAAAUCGAGACUGAGGACAACAGAGAGACCCGCUCAGCCAAGGAUGCACUGCUUUUGUGGUGUCAGAUGAAGACAGCCGGUUACCCUGAGGUAAACAUCCAGAAUUUCACCACCAGCUGGCGGGAUGGCUUGGCCUUCAAUGCGCUCAUUCACCGGCACAGGCCCGAUCUCGUGGACUUCAGCAAACUCACCAAGUCCAACGCCAACUACAACCUGCAGAGAGCCUUCCGCACGGCUGAGCAGCACCUGGGGCUGACACGUCUGCUAGACCCUGAGGAUGUGAACAUGGAGGCUCCAGAUGAGAAGUCCAUCAUCACCUAUGUGGUCUCUUUCUACCACUAUUUCUCCAAGAUGAAGGCUCUGGCUGUGGAGGGGAAGAGGAUCGGGAAGGUCCUGGACCAGGUGUUGGAGGUGGGGAAGAUCAUUGAGCGCUACGAGGAGCUGGCAGCCGAGCUGCUGGCCUGGAUCCACCGCACCGUGGGCCUCAUCAGCAACCAGAAGUUUGCCAACUCACUGAGUGGGGUGCAGCAGCAGCUUCAGGCUUUCACGGCCUAUUGCACCCUGGAGAAGCCAGUCAAGUUUCAGGAGAAGGGGAACCUGGAGGUGCUGCUCUUCAGCAUCCAGAGCAAACUGCGUGCCUGUAAUCGUCGCCUCUUUGUGCCUCGGGAGGGCUGUGGCAUCUGGGAUAUCGACAAGGCCUGGGGCCAGCUGGAAAAGGCAGAGCACGAACGGGAGGCUGCUCUGCGGGCUGAGCUGAUCCGGCAAGAGAAGCUGGAACUACUGGCCCAGAGGUUUGACCACAAGGUGGCCAUGAGGGAGAGCUGGCUGAAUGAGAACCAGCGCCUGGUCUCCCAGGACAACUUCGGGUAUGAGCUGCCGGCAGUGGAGGCCGCCAUGAAGAAGCACGAGGCCAUCGAGGCUGACAUUGCGGCCUACGAGGAGCGGGUGCAGGGCGUGGCCGAGCUGGCCCAGGCACUGGCAGCCGAAGGUUACCAUGAUGCCCGGCGUGUGGCCGCCCAGCGUGACAGCGUCCUGCGCCAGUGGGCCCUGCUGACCGGGCUGGUGGGGGCCCGGCGGACGCGGCUCGAGCAGAACCUGGCCCUGCAGAAGGUCUUCCAGGAGAUGGUGUACAUGGUGGACUGGAUGGAGGAGAUGCAGGCUCAGCUGCUGUCCCGCGAGUGCGGGCAGCACCUGGUGGAGGCCGAGGACCUGUUGCAGAAGCAUGGACUGCUGGAGGGGGACAUCGCGGCCCAGAGUGAGCGGGUGGAGGCUCUCAACGCUGCUGCCCUGCGUUUCUCUCAGCUGCAGGGCUACCAGCCCUGCGACCCGCAGGUCAUCUGCAACCGCGUGAACCACGUGCACGGCUGUCUGGCGGAGCUGCAGGAGCAGGCGGCGCAGCGGCGCGCGGAGCUGGAGGCCUCGCGGAGCCUGUGGGCGCUGCUGCAGGAGCUGGAAGAGGCCGAGAGCUGGGCCCGCGACAAGGAGCGCCUCCUCGAGGCGGCGGGCGGCGGCGGCGGCGGCGCGGCCCUGCGGCGCGGCGAGGAGCUGGCUGCGGCCGGCGGCGCCGUGGGGCCGGGCGCCGAGACGGUGCACCUGGCGGGCCUAGCGGAGCGCGCGGCGAGCGCCCGGCGGCGCUGGCAGCGGCUGGAAGAGGCGGCGGCGCGGCGCGAGCGGCGGCUGCAGGAGGCGCGGGCGCUGCACCAGUUCGGCGCGGACCUCGACGGGCUCCUGGACUGGCUUCGCGACGCCUACCGCCUCGCAGCCGCGGGCGACUUCGGCCACGACGAGGCGUCCAGCCGCCGCCUGGCCCGCCAGCACCGCGCGCUCACCGGGGAGGUGGAGGCGCAUCGCGGGCCGGUGGGCGGCCUGCGGCGUCAGCUGGCGACACUGGGGGGCGCCAGCGGCGCCGGGCCGCUGGUGGUGGCCCUGCAGGUGCGCGUGGUGGAGGCGGAGCAGUUGUUCGCCGAGGUGACCGAGGUGGCAGCGCUGCGGCGCCAGUGGCUGCGAGACGCCCUGGCGGUCUACCGCAUGUUUGGCGAAGUGCACGCGUGCGAGCUGUGGAUCGGGGAGAAGGAGCAAUGGCUGUUGGCCAUGCGCGUGCCCGAUUCGCUCGACGACGUCGAGGUCGUGCAGCACCGAUUUGAGAGUCUGGACCAGGAGAUGAACAGUCUGAUGGGCCGUGUCCUGGAUGUGAACCACACGGUCCAGGAGCUGGUGGAAGGAGGCCAUCCCAGUUCAGACGAGGUGCGCUCCUGCCAGGACCACCUCAACUGCAGGUGGAACCGCAUCGUGGAGCUGGUGGAACAGCGCAAAGAGGAGGUGAGCGCAGUGCUGCUGGUGGAGAACCACGUGCUGGAGGUGGCCGAAGUGCGCGCGCAGGUGCGCGAGAAGCGGAGGGCCGUGGAGAGCGCGCCCCGAGCGGGCGGCGCCCUGCAGUGGCGCCUGAGCGGCCUGGAGGCGGCCCUGCAAGCGCUGGAGCCCCGCCAGGCGGCCCUCCAGGAGGAGGCCACCCUGCUGGCUGUGCGCUUCCCGGCUCAGGCGGCGCGGCUGCACCAGGGUGCAGAAGAACUGGGCGCCGAGUGGGGCGCGCUGGAGAGCGCCGCCCAGGCCUGUGGCGAGGCCGUGGCCGCGGCCGGGCGCCUGCAGCGGUUCCUGCACGACCUGGACGCUUUCUUGGACUGGCUGGUGCGCGCCCAGGAGGCGGCGGGCGGCGUCGAGGGGCCCCUGCCCGGCAGCCUGGAAGAGGCGGAUGCGCUGCUGGCUCGCCACGCCGCGCUCAAGGAGGAAGUGGACCAGCGCGAGGAGGACUACGCGCGCAUCGUGGCAGCUAGCGAGGCACUGCUGGCGGCCGACGGCGCCGAGCUGGGCCCGGGCCUGGCGCUCGACGAGUGGCUGCCGCACCUCGAACUUGGCUGGCACAAGCUGCUCGGCUUGUGGGAGGCGCGCAGGGAGGCCCUGGUGCAGGCACACGUCUACCAGCUCUUUCUGCGCGACCUGCGCCAGGCUCGCGCGGUGCUCCGCAACCAGGAGAUGGCACUGUCGGGGCCGGAGCUCCCGGGCACGGUGGAGACAGUGGAGGAGGCGCUGAAAAGACACAGGGAUUUUCUCACCACGAUGGAGCUGAACCAACAAAAGAUGCAGGUGGCCGUGCAGGCUGCCGAGGGCCUGCUGAGGCAGGGCAACGCCUAUGGGGAGCAGGCCCAGGAGGCUGUGACCCGGCUGCUGGAGAAGAGCCAAGAAAACCAACUACGGGCCCAGCAAUGGAUGCAGAAGCUACACGACCAACUUGAGCUGCAGCACUUCCUCCGAGACUGCCACGAGCUGGAUGGCUGGAUCCAUGAGAAAAUGCUAAUGGCUCGGGAUGGCACGCGGGAAGACAGCCACAAGCUGCAUAAGAGAUGGCUCCGGCACCAGGCAUUCAUGGCUGAGCUGGCUCAGAAUAAGGAGUGGCUGGAGAAGAUUGAGAGGGAGGGCCAGCAACUGAUGCAGGAGAAGCCAGAGCUGACAGCCUCGGUGCGGAAAAAGCUGGGUGAGAUCCGGCAGUGCUGGGCCGAGCUGGAGAGCACCACCCAGGCCAAGGCGCGGCAGCUCUUUGAGGCCAGCAAGGCCGACCAGCUGGUGCAGAGCUUCGCCGAGCUGGACAAGAAACUACUUCACAUGGAAAGCCAGCUGCAAGACGUAGACCCUGGCGGGGACCUGGCCACCGUCAACAGCCAGCUCAAGAAGCUACAGUCGAUGGAGUCGCAGGUGGAGGAGUGGUACCGCGAGGUGGGAGAGUUGCAGGCGCAGACCGCCGCCCUGCCACUGGAGCCGGCCAGCAAGGAGCUGGUGGGCGAGCGGCAGAACGCGGUGGGCGAGCGCCUGGUGCGCCUGCUCGAGCCGUUGCAGGAGCGCCGCCGCCUGCUGCUCGCCUCUAAGGAGCUGCACCAGGUGGCGCACGACCUCGACGACGAGCUGGCAUGGGUCCAGGAGCGACUGCCACUGGCCAUGCAGACGGAGCGAGGCAGUGGUUUGCAGGCUGUCCAGCAGUACAUCAAAAAGAACCAGGGCCUGCGGCGGGAGAUCCAGGCGCACGGGCCGCGGCUGGAGGAGGUGCUGGAGCGCGCGGGCGCGCUGGCAUCGCUGCGCAGCCCGGAGGCGGAGGCCGUGCGCCACGGCCAGGAGCAGCUGCAGGGCGCUUGGGCCGGACUGCGGGAGGCGGCCGAGCGGCGGCAGCAGGUGCUGGACGCCGCCUUCCAGGUGGAGCAGUACUACUUCGACGUGGCCGAGGUGGAGGCGUGGCUGGGCGAGCAGGAGCUGCUCAUGAUGAGUGAGGACAAGGGCAAGGACGAACAGAGCACCCUGCAGCUGCUCAAGAAGCACCUGCAGCUGGAACAGGGCGUGGAGAACUACGAGGAAAGCAUCGCGCAGCUGUCGCGCCAGUGCCGGGCGCUGUUGGAGAUGGGGCACCCGGACAGCGAGCAGAUCAGCCGGCGGCAGUCUCAAGUGGACCGUCUGUACGUGGCGCUCAAAGAACUGGGGGAGGAGCGCAGGGUGGGCCUGGAGCAGCAAUACUGGCUGUACCAGCUCAGCCGCCAGGUGGACGAGCUCGAGCACUGGAUCGCCGAGAAGGAGGUGGUGGCUGGCUCGCCUGAGCUCGGCCAAGACCUCGAGCACGUCACGGUGCUGCAGGAGAAAUUCUCAGAGUUCGCCAAUGAGACGGGCACUGCAGGGCGGGAGCGGCUGGCGGCCGUGAACCAGAUGGUGGAUGAGCUGAUCGAGUGCGGCCACACGGCGGCGGCCACCAUGGCCGAGUGGAAGGACGGGCUGAACGAGGCCUGGGCUGAGCUGCUGGAGCUUAUGGGCACUCGGGCCCAGCUGCUGGCUGCCUCUCGGGAGCUGCAUAAGUUCUUCAGCGACGCCCGAGAGCUUCAGGGACAGAUCGAGGAGAAGCGGAGGCGACUGCCCCGCCUGACCGCCCCGCCUGAGCCGAGACCCAGCGCCAGUUCCAUGCAGCGGACCCUGCGCGCCUUUGAGCAUGACCUGCAGCUCCUCGUGUCCCAGGUGCGGCAGCUCCAGGAGGGGGCAGCCCAGCUGCGGACGGUGUAUGCCGGGGAGCACGCAGAGGCCAUUGCCAGCCGGGAGCAGGAGGUGCUGCAGGGCUGGAAGGAACUGCUGACCGCCUGUGAGGACGCCCGCCUGCAUGUCAGCUCCACGGCCGAUGCCCUGCGAUUCCACAGCCAGGCCCGUGACCUGCUCUCCUGGAUGGAUGGCAUCGCCAGCCAGAUCGGGGCAGCCGACAAGCCCAGGGACGUGUCGUCAGUAGAGGUGCUCAUGAACUACCACCAGGGCCUGAAGACGGAGCUGGAGGCCCGGGUGCCCGAGCUGACAGCCUGCCAGGAGCUGGGGCGCUCUCUGCUGCUCAACAAGAGUGCCAUGGCUGAUGAGAUCCAGGCACAGCUGGACAGGCUGGGAACCAGGAAGGAAGAGGUGUCAGACAAGUGGGACCGCCAUUGGGAAUGGCUGCAGCAGAUGCUGGAAGUGCACCAGUUUGCCCAGGAGGCCGUGGUGGCCGAUGCCUGGCUGACCGCCCAAGAGCCGGUCCUGCAGAGCCGGGAGCUGGGCAGCAGCGUGGAUGAGGUGGAGCAGCUUAUCCGGAGACACGAGGCAUUCCGCAAAGCGGCUGCCGCCUGGGAAGAAAGGUUCAGCUCCCUGCGGCGCCUGACCACGAUAGAAAAACUCAAGGCGGAACAGAGCAAGCAGCCCCCCACCCCCUUGCUGGGGCGCAAGUUCUUUGGAGACCCCACGGAACUGGCGGCCAAGGCAGCGCCCCUCCUGCGGCCAGGGGCCUAUGAGAGGGGCUUGGAGCCCCUGGCUCGCCGGGCCUCGGACACACUGUCGGCGGAGGUGCGGACCCGGGUGGGGUACGUGCGCCAGGAGCUCAAGCCCGAGCGCCUCCAGCCGCGCAUCGACCGGCUGCCGGAGAUCCCGGGGAGGGUGGAGCCCCCGGCCCCGCCGGCCGCACCAGAGGAUGCGGCGGAGACCCCCGGGGCCCUCGCGGCAGCGGAGCAAGUCCGGCCGCGGCCGGAGCGCCAGGAGUCAGCUGACCGCACGGAGGAGCUGCCCAGGAGGCGGCGACCGGAGCGGCAGGAAUCGGCCGAUCAAUCCGAGGAGGCUGCGCGGAGGCGGCGGGCAGAGCGGCAGGAGUCUGCGGAGCACGAGGCGGCACAUAGCCUCACCCUGGGCCGCUACGAGCAGAUGGAGCGGCGGCGCGAGCGGCGGGAGCGGCGGUUGGAGAGGCAGGAGUCCAGCGAACAGGAGACGCCGACCAGAGGAGAGCUGGCCAAGGGGAAGGCCACCCUGGCUGACAUUGUGGAGCAGCUGCAGGAGAAAGAAGCAGGCCCAGGGCUCCCUGUUGGGCCGUCGCUGCCUCAGCCUCGCGAGCUUCCCCCAGGCCGCCUGCCCAACGGGCUUGAGCCGCCCGAGCGGACACCUCGGCCGGACCGGCCGCGGGCGCGGGACCGGCCCAAGCCGCGACGGCGGCCGCGGCCCAGAGAGGGUGGUGAGGGCGGGGGAAGCCGGCGCUCGCGCUCCGCCCCGGCCCAGGGCGGCUCCGCCCCCGCGCCUCCGCCACCGCCCACUCACACAGUGCAGCACGAGGGCUUCCUGCUGCGCAAGCGCGAGCUCGACGCUAACCGCAAGUCGUCCAACCGGUCGUGGGUGAGCCUGUACUGCGUGCUCAGCAAGGGGGAGCUGGGCUUCUACAAGGACGCCAAGGGCCCGGCGUCUGGGGGCACACACGGCGGGGAGCCACUGCUCAGCCUGCACAAGGCCACCAGCGAGGUGGCUAGUGACUACAAGAAAAAGAAGCACGUCUUCAAGCUCCAGACCCAGGAUGGCAGCGAGUUUUUGCUCCAGGCUAAAGAUGAGGAGGAGAUGAACGGCUGGCUGGAGGCUGUGGCCGCUUCCGUGGGAGAACACGCGGAGAUCGCCCGCUGGGGACAGACACUACCCACCACGUCCUCUACAGACGAGGGCAACCCCAAGCGAGAGGCGGGGGAGCGCAGGGCCAGCGGGCGCCGGAAGUGACUUCCCAGCCCCUGGGCCUGACACACAUCCCCGCCCCUUCUCUCCGCACUGUGGGCACAAAGACACUUUCUCUUCCGCAGGGGCGGGAGCCCCUGGUUCCACCGCCACUGCGGACGCGCCAAGAUGGGCACUGGAAAGGAGGGGACUUCUGCACUCCAGGAAGUGGUGGGGGGAUUGCUGCCCCUAUAGCCAUAUCUCGGCCCCUUCCUGCUUGCCACCCCACCCCAGGUGCUGGGGCUCCAUUAUUUUUAUGCAAUAACUGAGUUGGGGGGGGCGGGUAAAGGGGCCAGCUGAGCCAAGCCCCCUGCCCGGAUCUCCAGAUCUUGCCCCAAGAAGCUGGGGUGGUAAGGGGCGAUAAUUCCUGCCCCCCUCUCCGCCCUAGGGAUGGGCACGGGGCCGCUGGUGAGGUCCCCUGGACCAUCCAGGGUGCUGGGGGGUGGGGAGGGGACGCCUCCUCCCCGCCUUUACCUCACUUCCAAUGCUGCCUUGAUCUCUGUCUGGGAAGGUGGAAUGAGGGGGCCUUGGCCCCUACACUCCGCCGUCUCAGAGCCAUGCGGUUAAUUCCUGAGUUUAUUUUUGCAAAACGUCGACCUCCUCCUCCCCCGCCCCGCAUCCGCGAAGGCUUUUAAUGGGAGGGGCGUCAAAGCUCAAAACUGUCUUCCUCUCUCCUCCCCCCUCCAGCUGUAAAUGCCACUUUGUGAGGGGAGGGGCAAGGGGAAGCCCUCCCCCCCUGCAUGCUUCUGGCAGGAGCACCUCCCUAGGGAGUGGGGGAACCGGGUUGUGGGCAGCCCCCAUGGCCGCCUGGAGGAGCCGCUGGGGCCCGGGGAUGUGGGGCGGUGUGGCAGGCGCACACUGUAUGUACCUAUAAUAAAUCCUUUGGCUUUG
Molecule: messenger RNA, 8463 nt
Organism: Neomonachus schauinslandi (Hawaiian monk seal)
Lineage: Eukaryota; Metazoa; Chordata; Mammalia; Carnivora; Phocidae
Gene: SPTBN4
Product: spectrin beta, non-erythrocytic 4
Exons: 36
Coding region: 1-7578 (2525 amino acids)
Biological process (GO): actin cytoskeleton organization
Cellular component (GO): cortical actin cytoskeleton; spectrin; cell junction
Molecular function (GO): actin filament binding; structural constituent of cytoskeleton; phospholipid binding
Source: RefSeq, a predicted model, not a curated record